GUGUUUUGACAGUUCAAAUCCUUGGUGAAAUUCAGCAUCCUUGACACUGGGUGCCGGUCAACAAAAGUUGCUUUUCUAAGUGGUCUGAUUCUGAUUAAAACGCACUCAUGCCACCGCGUAAAGAAUUUAUUUUCUGUCUCUUUCCUGCCCUUGACUCUUUCAACUAUUGCGGAUGUUGACGUGAAAAAAGUUGGAAAUUUCAAAGCUGGUUGACUGCAACUUGUCCUAGGGACCACAAAUUGCCUAUGAGAUAAGGCAUAAAGCCAUAAAACAACCCACAACCUUUUCUCCAGCAAGCAUAUAUAGAUCCUUUUGUUCUCUGAAAGUAUCAAAUCAAAGCACUUACAGCUCCUCUCUCUCUUGUGAAAUCAUGAUGUUGAAUAAAGAAAAACUUGUGGGAGUAGGCCUCAUAACCCUCCUCCAUCUCUGCUUCUUUUCCGUCUGCGUUGCCGGCCAAAACCAGCCCUGCAGGCCUUCUUCUUGCGGGGAUAUGCUGAACAUCAGCGACCCUUUCCGGUUAAAAGGCGACCCAUCUGGCUGUGGGGAUAGUCGGUAUGAAUUGGCUUGUGAAAACAAUCGUACCAUUCUCAAUCUGUAUCGUGGGAAAUACUAUGUCGAGGAGAUCAACUACCAAAACUAUAGUAUCCGGGUGGUGGAUCCUGGGCUGAAGAAGGGAAACUGCUUGUCCACUCCUCUCUAUCACUUGACUCCUGAGAACUUCAGCUAUGAUCAUCCGUACGCCUGGCCUUACGAUUGGGGAUUCAGAACGACAGUCUUGAUGAGCUGCUCGAGGCCGAUCAGCGACGACAAAUUCAUUCCCAUCACUUCUUGCAAUAGUACUAAUGGCACAACCUCUUCCUCCUCACAGCCUUAUCAUUAUGCGCUAAGUGGAGAUGGAGAAUCCCUGCAGGUGGGCGAUCUCCCGGGCUCAUGCACUAUAGGAAAGUCAAUAUUUUCCAAGCUGGGGGCAGCUUCAGAGCCCGGAAACAGGUCAAUGUUGAGCCUCCAAGAUCAGCUUCUUCUGGGGAUUGAGCUUUCGUUUCUGCAAAUCCAGUGCAUCAGAGAAUGUAGGGUGAAAGGGCAAAGCUGCUACAUGGAUUACACUGUCAACUCAGUGAAAUGCGAUGACCCGAAUUCAUGCAAGGAUUUGAGUGAUGACUGCUACAAACCAAUCUGGCUUAAGGGUUUGAUCAUCAUCCUCCAGAUCAUCUUUGCUUCAAUUUACACUCCGAUCAUUGCUGCAGGCAUUUUAGGAAGAGCUUUACUUGGGGUGGUGCUUUCCUAUGGAAUCUACAAGCUUCGACAAAGACACAUAUCAAAGCAUGAUACUACUAAAGAAAUCCCAUGAAGGUGAAAAGAAAUUUGAAGGAAAAUGUGUGUACAGAAGAAGCCCGAGAGCCAUUCUUCGGUGAGCAAAGCACUGGAGAUGCUGGAAGGCGGUCUGUGUUCGAAAAUUAACAGAUUCCAAUCAUAGAAAUUUUUCCUAGUUUGAUAUGUAAGGAAAUUGAUGUAAUUUAGACAUAUUCAUAGGAUUGUAAUUCUUCUUUUAUUUCCUUUUUUGAGAAUGAUGUUUGUCAAUUACUUUCUUUUCUGUUACUGAGACAAUUCAUCAGAAGUGAAUAUACAUAUUCUGUU
Messenger RNA from Vitis riparia (riverbank grape), 1635 nucleotides. RefSeq names its product LEAF RUST 10 DISEASE-RESISTANCE LOCUS RECEPTOR-LIKE PROTEIN KINASE-like 1.2. The record is from RefSeq and is a predicted model, not a curated record. NCBI's taxonomy places the organism in Eukaryota, Viridiplantae, Streptophyta, Magnoliopsida, Vitales, Vitaceae. The transcript has 3 exons. Gene Ontology annotation, molecular function: polysaccharide binding. The coding region runs from base 371 to 1348 and encodes 325 amino acids.